AUGACGUAUCCGGGCACUUCAACCCGGCAGGGCCAACAGCAACCCCUCUUGCCCACCACCCGUGUCCCCUGUUUUCAGAAUGCAAUCCGGACGAAUUUGUCGCUGCACAAGUGCUUCGUCCGGUACGAGGACGACUUCGGGUCGUUUUGGAUGGUGGACGAUAACGAGUUUCUGAAGCGGCGUCAUCUGUCGCGAGGGAGACCUCGCAAGUACGACAUCACGAUGUCACUGGAUCCCUCUGCGGCGGUGGGUCCGGAUGGCGGUAGCAGCGAUGUUCCAGGUUCUGUUCCGGGAGGGCAACCAGUUGUUGGACCCGGUAGCACACCGCCUCCUCCGCCGCCGCCUUUGAUGGGGGCGAGCGGGCUUUGCUACGAGGAUAUCGGAUCCAGUGGAGCCGGUGGUAGCCUGCUUCGAUCGCCGAAGAAAGAGUUUGGCAGACGGUAAUUGCUUGUUUGACAGAUGAUUGUUAUUUGGGUGGGGGAGAAAUUGGUUUAUGAGCAAUGUUUUAAAGGGUAUACAGCGAUUACAAUGGUUAUAUUUCCAAAUGAGCGUCAAUGGUGCAUUUAGUUUAUGAUUUUCUUAAGGUAAAAUGUGAUAAAUUGUCUUUUCACAGAUCAACGUUGGAAGCCGUAAGUAACUUUUCUUUCAGGUACAAAACAUCGCGUGAA
Molecule: messenger RNA, 668 nt
Organism: Aedes albopictus (Asian tiger mosquito)
Lineage: Eukaryota; Metazoa; Arthropoda; Insecta; Diptera; Culicidae
Product: forkhead box protein P4-like
Exons: 2
Coding region: 1-444 (147 amino acids)
Biological process (GO): regulation of transcription by RNA polymerase II
Cellular component (GO): nucleus
Molecular function (GO): RNA polymerase II cis-regulatory region sequence-specific DNA binding; DNA-binding transcription factor activity, RNA polymerase II-specific
Source: RefSeq, a predicted model, not a curated record